CAGGCACUUCUUUCCAGAAGGCAGAGAGCAAUGCUCAGUCUACUGACAGGCGAGCCAGCAGACCGACAAGUCAGGACUCAUUCUGAUAGCACUAACAGACGGUAACACCACCAGUGGGUCUUCUGAAGCCCACUUUCACUCUCCUGGGUGUGAUUGCUCCUGAAUGCACAGUCAACCUCAUCUACUGCUGGCAUUGAAGACCUUCAGAUGCACUCAACCACAGGCUUACUUCUCAAUCCUGCAUCUGUCUCAACACCCACACCAAAGCUGUACCCGCAGGAAGAGGAUACACAUGUGUUAUUGACAGAGCUACAGGUGGUUUGAGUUUGAUCCUCUGGUGGACUGAGAGGGUUUUUUCCUGUGUGGUGAGCUGUGGCGUCUUUGGAGCCAGUAUGUUGCCUAUUGUUGUGGCAUGUUUGGUAUUCAUCCUGCUGGGCUCAGGGCAGGCUCAAGUUGCCACACUGACUCAGGGGCAGAGCCAGAGUCGGGGCCAGGGGCAGGACAGCUCUGCCACUCCAUGGAGGCAGGUGAUUCAGUGGGAGAACAAUGGCCGGGUGUUUAGCCUGCUGAAUAGUGGAGCUGAAUAUGUCCCUGCUGGGGCGGGGGCCCAGGACAGAGGUCCCAGGGUGGUUGUGGCAGAUUCUCGUCCACGCUCUUCAGGCAGACCUCAGGGAGGCAAUGUACGCCGACAGGCUCCAUCAAGAGGAUCCUCUGAGACUGUCCGUGGGCAGGCAAGGCAUCCUUUUGGCUUCGGGCAAGUGCCUGAUAAUUGGAGACAAACCGCAGGCAGCACUGGUGGUAGCCAGUUCCAGGGAUCCUCUAGCACUCGCUUCAGACCAUCCAUAGGCUCUUCAUCUUCAUCAUCAUCUUCUUCAUCAUCAUCUUUCUCUUCAUCCACUUAUAACUUACCAUCCUACCCACAGUACCCAAUUCCUCAACAGCCUCCCUUCCAACCAGUACCUUAUGACCCUGGUUUUGUGGAGGGACCAGUCAGGAGCUAUGAACCUCCCUUUCAGCCUGUUGUCGGUGGAGGCUAUGGUGGUGGAGGGUACACUGCUGGCCGGGCUCACACUGGAGGAGGUUAUGGAGUUGGUCUGGCCCCAGUGCUCCCAGGCUCUCCCCCUGAUUUUACUGAUGAUGGCUACCAUUACUACCAGUCUUACAGCUAUGGGCCCAAUCCUGCGGUGCCUGCACGUGCUGCCCAACCAUCAUUAACAGAUGGUCUGGACCACAGAUACACCCACAGUCUCUACAAUGAGGACACUGCACCUGCCGUACCUGCCCCUGAUGCCAACCAGGCCACACCCAUGAUAGUGGACAGGACAGGAUCAGCCGGUCAACCACAGAUCAGGAGCCCUCAGUAUGAGCAGUUUCCUCCUUUUGGAAGACCCCAGCCUCCUUUCCUGCAGCCCAUUCCUCCAGGCAGAAAUUCUCCAAACUCGGCCCUUGAGAACCCCAGUAUGAACGUUGGAAGCGUGUACCGACCAGAACAGAGAGGUUUGCCUGACCUGGUUCCUGAUCCCAAUUAUGUCCAGGCUUCCACAUACAUCCAAAGAGCCCACAUGUAUUCCCUCCGAUGUGCUGCAGAGGAAAAAUGUCUGUCAAGCUCUGCCUAUAGCCCUGAGACCACCGACUAUGAUGUCAGGGUCCUUCUGCGAUUCCCACAAAGGGUGAAGAACAAGGGUACUGCCGACUUCAUGCCUAACAGGCCACGUCAUACCUGGGAAUGGCAUAGCUGUCAUCAGCACUACCACAGUAUGGAUGAGUUCAGCCAUUAUGAUUUGCUGGAGGUCAGCACUGGCCGUAAAGUAGCAGAGGGUCACAAGGCUAGCUUCUGUCUGGAGGACACCACCUGUGACUUUGGUCACCUGAAGCGCUAUGCCUGCACUGCUCACACUCAGGGUCUGAGCCCGGGCUGCUAUGAUACAUACAAUGCUGAUAUUGACUGCCAGUGGAUCGACAUCACGGAAAUCCAACCUGGAAACUACAUACUAAAGCUCCAGGUUAAUCCCAAAUUCUUGGUGCUGGAAUCAGACUUCACAAACAAUGUGGUCAGGUGUAACAUUCACUAUACAGGACGUUUUGUUACUACGUCCAACUGCAAGAUAGCGCAGUCUUGAACAGGCACUGGAAGGCUGCCACACUAGAGUGACCCUGAUUGCUAUUCCAUUGAAAUGUGAAUGGAAUCCAUUUGUUGUUGGUUCAUUGUUGAUGUUGUUUGUCUCUACUGUUUUGUGCUGUUUUGGUAUCCUGGACCCAUGGCAAACAAGGACUCCACUGGCACUGAUAAGAAUGUAAGGGUUUGAAAGUAGACACACACACACCUUUGCAUAAUGCGUAUUGCACAUUGAUAUGCCAAUAAUGAACCAAUAGUUCAGAUCCCUUCAGUCUACGUUAUAAUAUUGUCCAACCAACUAUAUUUCUAAUAUUGCAACUCUAUCAGUCUGGUUUGGUUACCUGCUUGGACAUGUCACUCAAAAGAGGUGUUUACUGUAUCUGCACACAAAUAUCUGUGCACACCCACCAUAGAGUUGCUUUGUUUUAAUUAUAAAUAAAGCGUGAAGUGGUGCCGGUGCGGAAAUGAGUGGGUCCAGACAAGUCGGGGUUCAGCAGUUAUCCAACAAAUAAAAUUAGGGGACAAAGUCUUCCCAAGUGCAUUCAUCCAGCGACUCAGAAGAACUAUAAUGGUUAGGGGUUUUUUUGUUUUGUUUUGUUGUUGUUGUUGUCGUUGUUUUUGUUUUGGUUUGGUUUGGUUUGGUUUGG
This is a messenger RNA of Xiphias gladius (swordfish), 2763 nucleotides long. RefSeq names its product lysyl oxidase-like 1 (gene loxl1). Gene Ontology annotation, molecular function: copper ion binding; protein-lysine 6-oxidase activity. The transcript is spliced from 7 exons. Gene Ontology annotation, biological process: peptidyl-lysine oxidation. NCBI's taxonomy places the organism in Eukaryota, Metazoa, Chordata, Actinopteri, Istiophoriformes, Xiphiidae. The record is from RefSeq and is a predicted model, not a curated record. Bases 393 to 2120 code for a protein of 575 amino acids.